UAAAAACAAUAAUUGUUUUGAAUAAAGUCAAUGAUUAGGUUUUGCAAUUUUUUACUGAUAUUUGGAGCAAGUUAAGCUGAGCAUAUUCGACUCUAUUUUAAUAAAAAGAAUACGAAUUAAGUUAAGCUAAUAACAUGGGUGAACGUAAAGGACAAAAUAAAUAUUAUCCUCCGGAUUAUGAUCCGAGGAAAGGUGGCCUUAAUAAAUUCCUUGGUACACAUGCUUUGCGUGAAAGAGCCCGGAAAAUCCAUUUGGGAAUCAUCAUAAUACGUUUUGAAAUGCCUUAUAAUAUAUGGUGUGAAGGCUGCAAAAAUCAUAUUGGCAUGGGAGUGCGUUACAAUGCGGAAAAAACCAAAGUGGGAAUGUAUUAUUCGACUCCGAUCUACAAGUUCCGAAUGAAGUGUCAUCUUUGCGAUAAUCAUUUCGAAAUACAAACCGAUCCAGCGAAUUUAGAUUAUGUGAUACUAUCGGGUGCUCGUAGGCAGGAGAAUCGUUGGGAUCCUACACAAAAUGAACAAGUAGUACCCGAAACUAAAGAGGUACAAAAGAGAUUGUUCGAUGAUGCCAUGUAUAAAUUGGAACAUCAAGCAAAAGAUCUGAAGGCUGGAGAGCAAGCUAAGCCGGUACUUGAAAAACUAUUGGAACGUAAUAAAACUUUGUGGGAUGAUUGCUACGAAGCCAAUUGCAAGUUAAGAGCAGACUUCCGAGCUACGAAGAAAGAACUUAAAGCCCAAAAGGAACUUGACGACAGAUUACUGGCAAAAAGUAGUUUAGAUAUUACUUUACUUCCGGAAGAUCAACAGGAUCGUCAAAUGGCUGCGCUUAUGAAAUUACAAAGUAAAUCUGCUCAAGAACGCCAGGAGGAGAAGCGUUUGGAUAUACUCUUGGCACCGGCCUUACCCGGCUCUACCACAACAAUAUUUGGCGGUCUAAAGAGACAAAAAGCACUUAGCUCGACUUUACAAUCAGAGCAUUUAGGCAUUAAAAGAAAAUUACUUGAAAUAGAAUCAAACGAUACUAAUAACGCGCAAUUAAAUGGUAAAGUAGCACAGACCACAAACUCCGUUCCUCAACAAUUGUUAAAUAAUGGAGAAGAAAAUAUACCUGAUCAAAACUCUACAUCUUUAUGUAAUAAUUCCGAACGAAACACAGGAACCCCAACCGUUGAAUUAUUUGAUUUGCCAAAAUCGUUGGCAUUAGUUUGCGAUUACGCCAGUUCGAAUUCCCAUUCAUCUUCUGAUAAUGAGAACGAAUAAUUUGGUUUUUAUUUUCGCUUUUAUUAUGGUUUACUAUUUAGAAUAAACGUUGCUUGAUUAGAAAUUUGAUUGCAGAGGAUUAAUUUUUAACUUAAAAAACGGG
Molecule: messenger RNA, 1359 nt
Organism: Glossina fuscipes
Lineage: Eukaryota; Metazoa; Arthropoda; Insecta; Diptera; Glossinidae
Product: coiled-coil domain-containing protein 130 homolog
Exons: 2
Coding region: 135-1256 (373 amino acids)
Biological process (GO): mRNA splicing, via spliceosome
Cellular component (GO): U2-type spliceosomal complex; post-mRNA release spliceosomal complex
Source: RefSeq, a predicted model, not a curated record